Aspergillus viridinutans is the source of this 615-nucleotide messenger RNA. RefSeq names its product CFEM domain-containing protein. Lineage: Eukaryota; Fungi; Ascomycota; Eurotiomycetes; Eurotiales; Aspergillaceae. The transcript has 3 exons. The record is from RefSeq and is a predicted model, not a curated record. The coding region runs from base 1 to 615 and encodes 204 amino acids.
AUGCACUUCUCUCGUGCUUCCAUCGCCCUCCUAGCUGCUGGCCUUGUCAGUGCACAGCUACCGAAUGUCCCGGCCUGUUCUCUGAACUGCUUCGUCUCUGCCCUCUCCGCUGAUGGAUGCUCAUCCUUAACCGAUUUCGCGUGCCACUGCCAGAAGCCUGACCUUGUUCCGAGUAUCACGCCUUGUGUGCAGAGCGCCUGCAACAUUGCCGAUCAGUCUUCUGUCUCCAGUGCCGUCGUCUCCCAGUGCUCUGCCGCCGGUCACCCAAUCUCUGUGCCCUCUGUCGGCGCUGCCAGCACCACAGCUUCGGAGACAACCACCACUACGGAGUCGUCGACCCAGACUGUGACCACCACUACCACCUCUUCCACUGGCUCUACUACCUCCUCGUCGACAGUCUCUUCAACCACCUCUUCCUCCCCGGCCUCGAGCUCACACCAUCACUCGUCUAGCUCUGCGUCGACCACGCGCACCUUGACGAGCACAGAAUCAAGCUCUGCAUCUACCAGCGCCAGUGCUUCUGCAACUACCACUCUGUCCAACAACGCUGGUUCCGACAAGGCCAAUGUGGCGGGUGUUGCUGCCGUGGCGGCGGCUGCUCUCUACUUGCUGUAG